Molecule: messenger RNA, 2734 nt
Organism: Spodoptera exigua (beet armyworm)
Lineage: Eukaryota; Metazoa; Arthropoda; Insecta; Lepidoptera; Noctuidae
Source: the annotation of a GenBank genome assembly
UUUUGUGGCUUGUUUACAUUGUGAUUUUAAUAUAUUAUAUUUUGGUACUAAAGUGGUUUCUGCAAGCCCCAGUGCUGCCAUCUACCGAAAAACCGCGCAGUAUCAUCUGCCAAGAUGAUCGUCAUCGCCGUGGUGGUGGUGCUGCUCAUCACCCUGUACUUCUACGGAACCAGGAACUUCAAGUACUGGGAGGAGAGAGGCGUGAAACAUGACAAGCCUCUCCCACUGUUCGGGAACAACCUGCAGGGCUACCUGUUCCGGUCCAGCAUGACACAAGUAGCUGACGAGGUCUACAAGAGGUAUCCCAACGAAAAAGUCGUCGGAUUUUUCCGCUCCUCGCGCCCGGAGUUACUCAUUCGUGAUCCAGAAAUUGCAAAACGAAUUCUCAUCACGGACUUUGCUCAUUUCUUCGAGCGUGGCUUCACUCCCCAUAAGACUGUGUUCGAGCCUCUAAUGCAGAACCUGUUCUUUGCUGAAGGAGAUCUGUGGAAGCUGCUCAGACAGAGAAUGACUCCCGCCUUCACGACGGGCAAACUGAAGGCUAUGUUCCCACUCAUAGUGGAACGAGCAGAGAAGUUGAAAUUGCGGGCGUUGGCCGCGGCCGCUGAGGGCAAGUCUCUGGACGCGCGGGACUUGAUGGCGAGGUACACCACCGACUUCAUAGGAGCCUGUGGUUUUGGACUCGAUGCAGACUCUUUGAAUGAUGAGGACUCUCCAUUCAGACAGCUCGGAGUCAAAAUCUUUAAAGCAAGACCCCAAGAAAUCAUGAAGGCUAUUAUAAAAGAACUGUUCCCAGAAAUGGGUAGAAACCUAAAGAUAUGGACACGAGUGGAGAACGAUAUCAAUGAGCUCGUCGGAGAGAUAUUGAGGAAGAGGGAUUACAAGCCUUGUGGGCGGGGGGACUUCUUAGAUUUAAUGUUGGAGUGUAAGCAGAAGGGAGUGAUGGUCGGAGAGUCCAUACAGAAUAAGAAACCCGACGGCACCGCGGAGACUGUCACUCUGGAGUUCAACGACUCGCUGAUCGCUGCUCAGGUGUUUGUAUUCUUCGCGGCUGGCUUCGAGACAUCGUCUUCAGCGACCAGCUUCACUCUACACCAGCUGGCAUACCACCAGGACGUGCAGAAGAAGGCGCAAGAGGAAAUCGACCGCGUAUUGGCCAAACAUGACGGCAAGUUGUCGUAUGACGCAGUCAGAGAGAUGCACUACUUGGAGAAUGUGUUCAAAGAGGGACUGCGCAUGUUCCCAUCUCUCGGGUUCCUGUUGCGACAGUGUACCAGGUCGUUUACGUUCCCAGAGCUGAACCUGACAGUAGAUGAAGGCGUGCGCGUGCUGAUCCCGCUGCAGUCGAUGCACAAUGACCCCAAGUACUUCCCCGAGCCUGACGUGUUCCGGCCGGAGCGGUUCGAGGCGGACGAGUUUGACGCCAACAACAAAUACGUUUACUUACCUUUCGGAGGAGGACCCAGAGCUUGUAUAGGUGAACGCUUAGGUCUGAUGCAGUCUCUGGCCGGGCUGGCUGCUGUUCUUUCCUGCUUCACGGUGGAGCCUGGCAAGGAGACGGUGAGACAUCCUGUCGUGGACCCCCUCUCCAGCGUGGUGCAGAGCAUCAAGGCUGGACUACCUCUCAUGUUCCGGGAAAGAACUAAGCAUGCCUGAAUUGAAGACAUUAUUUGGGAAAUGACUUCGGCUAGGAUAUAUUUAUAAGUGACGGAUAAUUCGAUGCAUUUUCAAUAGAGUUAAUUGGAGUGCACAAAGUUGAUCGUGAGUGGUAAGAAUAUGCUCCAAUAAUUAUUUAUAUUUGGUAAUUAUGCAUAUUUAGGUUGUAGAUGGCUGCAACUAUACAAGUGACUUUGUGAAAGUAAUUCAAUAAUUAUGUUUAUUUUUUGAAUCUUUAAUGUAACAGACGUAUGAUGGACGCUUAAGAUUUUAGGUUUAGGUAAUUAUUAAUUAGUUCUGCUAGUAGGUACCUAAUUGUAAUUUCAAUGAAAUGCUUCGUAAAACAUGUAUUAAUGUUUAUAAUUAACUAUUUUUAUAAUAAUUAUCGCAGUCAGCGAUAAAGAACUAUUGUAAUACCGUGUAGGUAUUAUCAUUAUCACUGUUUGAGUACAAACAUUGAUGUAUUCAUUAUUAUCUUUUAUAGUAUACUCACAUACCUAACUAUUAAACGAGGAUCUUAACUCAGCUUUGUGACGUUAGCAGCGUCGUGUUUCGCAAUGUUAUUUAUAAAUAUGAACCCUUUUUUUGUCAAGAGAAAAUCCUUAAAUGACUUCUCCCACCCAGGGUUAGGCGAGUUCGUGUCAGACUCUUACUGACUAAAACGCCCCCGUUCCUUCUCCUGCUCUGGGCCGAGGUCGCGGUGCCUCAUUGCGCUUACCCCGCAACUCCGGCUGAACAUCAGCCCUUUAGGACCCCGUCUGUGGUGGUUUAUUGGCUUUGAGGCGCGCGCGGAACGCUACGCGCCGUACGCUCGGGUUUGGUUCUGGUCGGACCACGAGCUACCCUUACUCGCCGACCGCAGACCCGCGCUUACGGUGGCUGGAGAUCAUCUCUCGAUAAGUAUGAACCCUAAAAUGGCUAUUUAGGGUACAGAAAAUAAAGUUCCCUAAUAUCGGAAAAGAAGGACCCUUCGAGCAGGCAAGGUGAUCGUGCCUGGCGGGCUACUGUCCAACAGUUGUACGACUAAUUGUUUAGUAUGCGCAAUAAGGCACCGCGGCCUCGGCACAGAGCAGGAGAA